Messenger RNA from Adineta steineri, 2406 nucleotides. Lineage: Eukaryota; Metazoa; Rotifera; Eurotatoria; Adinetida; Adinetidae. The record is from the annotation of a GenBank genome assembly.
AUGGAAUACGGUGCUUCAAUAGAAGGUUUGACAGAAGAACAACUCAAUAUUAUUUGUAUAAAAACAGUGAAUGACGAUGCUCUGCCCGUCGGUUCGAUUUCACCAGAAGUAGGUGUUUCAACAAAUAAACUUAAGGAAUAUGUGGAGCAAAAAUAUAAUGGUUAUCUUCAGCAAUAUUUACGCUACUACAUUGAAAAACCACGAAAAAUCAGACAGCUUCGGAUGAGUUGGGAGAUGAUAUUCAACGAUCGCAAGACUGAAGCACUUUAUCUGUGGUUUGUAUUCAUGAAUAAACCAGAUAUGGCCAAAUAUCUUUGCUCCAGAAGUCGAGAAUCUGAAACAUCAAAUCCAUAUCAUCCAGUAGUGCCUUAUCGAUCGACAUCGAAAAACAAUGAAUCGAAUCGCUUAAAAACUGGUAGCAUGCUUGAUCGAAUUAAAUGGUUUUAUGAAGCACCAAUGGUACGCUUUUACUAUAAUUUUAUAUUCUUCGUCUUAUUUCUGGCUUUAUUCAGUUAUGUUCUUCUUGUCGAUUAUUUUCCAUUGAACGUUUACGGCGAGACGCGAUCUGGUAUCCGGAGUUUACCAAUUCCAGUCACUGAAAUUAUUUUGCAUAUUUGUAUUGUAAGUUUGGCCAUCGAUGAAAUCUACCAGUUUAUCUCACAAAGGAUACAGAAGUAUGAUUACAGCGCCAAUCUUUGGAAUUAUAUGGAUUGGGCAGGCAUUUUAAUUUACUUGAUUGCAUUUAUUACUCGUUGAAUAUUGAUGUCGAUUGAUCUCAUCAUUUGGUAUAUUCGAAUACUCUACCUUUUUACAGCAAUCAAAGUUUUGGGACCAAAAUUAGUCAUGAUCUAUGAAAUGAUGAAAGAUGCUCUCUUGAUCUUUUUUUGCUUUAUUCUUGUUAUUCUCUUCGGUUUUUCGGUUGCUUCUUGGUCUCUCUUAGCAACUAAACACCAAGUCAUUUGGCCGAAUACGACUAAUGAAUCUUUCUCCAAUAUCACUGUGAAAGUGGAGAAUGGUGAUGAGCGCUGGAGUUGGCAAUUAUUUCGAGAUGUAUUCAAUUGGGGUCUUUGGAAAGUGUUCGGACAGGUGGCCGAGCCAUUUAACGAUGCUGUUAGUGAUGAAUCUGGUGAACAAGUUCCUCUGAUUGCCAAUAGUGCUAUAGUCGCUCCUGAUCCACUUUCAGCUGUCAAUAACGUUGACACUCGUCAGAUGAAUCGUGAAAAAGUUAUUGCUGAAACAUAUUGGCAAGAUCUAUUUGACGAAGAAAAUCAGAAAAAAACAUUAAACAAGGAGAAUAAUGACACGGCAACAAUAAUCCAGAGCUAUGCAGAUCAAACACCACUUAGUGCAUCAAUUCAGUGCAAGCGUGAACGUGUCCGUGACAUGCCAGUUACGCUAUUCGGAAAUAAAAAAGAAAUUAUCCGAACAAUAAAUGAUCGUAAUCGACACAUCCGAAUUGAAUUAUCUGAAAAACAAGAAUAUAUCUCAAUGUUAAACUCUGGAAAAAUAUCUAUUUUUGGAAAUUCAUACGACGUAGAUGAAUACUUGCCUUCUCCUAAAAUUUUAAUAUGCUCAAAAUGCAAUCAACCCGGUCACAUUAGAAAAAAUUGCCAAACAUCAAGAUUCGACAUAUGCAAGAGAUGCGGUGGUGAUCGCACAAAUGCAGAAGAACACAAAAAUUGUACAAUUCAGUGUCACCAUUGCAAAGGUGAUCAUACAGCAAUCGAUUUUAAAUGUCCAUUCAUUCAAGAAUAUCGUCGUCGGUUAAUAAUAGAAUUACGAAAUAGACCAGAUCUCUUACCACCUGGUGUUCAAUUAUUUAUUCCAACAGACUUCCGUGAACAAGGUGAAAGAACAAAAGUCAUACGUAAUAAAUCAGCUGAAAAUCAUCUACAACAAAUGGAAAAACAAUUAAUAUAUGAGAGAAAUGAUAUAAGAGCAUGGCCUCAAAUGCCAUCAAAAUAUACAAAUUUAGCUGAUUCAGUCAAAGAGCUAGAUAAUGAACUACAAACAUUAAAAAAGAAUUUCGAAGAUGAACAAAACAAAAUCGAACAGAAAUAUAAACAACAGCAAAAUAUAGUUAAACAAAGUUGGUUAAUAAUUCAACAGCAGAUGGAAACUCAUACUCAAAUUAUAACAACGAUUAAUAAUGCAAUAAAUCAAACAUUAUUCUUCACAUGUCAAAAAACUAUAAAUACGAUGGUUAAUGUAAUUAAUAAAAUCAAAACUCAAGCAAACACAAAUGAAUUUGAUGUUACUCUCAAUGAGCUCUCUACUUAUACGACAUUUAUCAAUGAUACACAAACUUCGUACAUCAAGCACCAAAGGUCACUAGAAUCACUGAUCAUUAAACAAAAGGAAGCAAUAGGAAGUGCACUGCAAUUAUUAUCUGAAAAUCAUGAAUAG